Molecule: messenger RNA, 1048 nt
Organism: Colletotrichum acutatum
Lineage: Eukaryota; Fungi; Ascomycota; Sordariomycetes; Glomerellales; Glomerellaceae
Product: serine hydrolase FSH
Exons: 4
Coding region: 222-998 (258 amino acids)
Biological process (GO): secondary metabolic process
Cellular component (GO): nucleus; cytoplasm
Molecular function (GO): hydrolase activity
Source: RefSeq, a predicted model, not a curated record
AAAACGCUCCUGUUGGCCAGACCAUCCUCAUCGAACUAUCUCAUCUCCACACCUCGCUGAUUCAUCAUCCACAAUCAUCAACAUCAUCAAACCACUUCAUCACAAAUACUCACGCGUCCACUUUCCAGCUUCCCGCUUUUUGACAGUUCACUUGUCAUUGGACGAUCGGUCUCGCUCGGUUCCGCUCUCACAUCUCACGCUAACCCAUACCAACAUUCACCAUGUUGCGCUUCUUGUGCCUUCCCGGUGCCUACGGCAGCUCGGACAAAUUCCAAGUUCAACUUGCCCCCAUCUUGAAGGAGCUUACUGAGGAUGGCACGGCUCAGUUCCAUUUCAUCCAUGGACCUUGCAAGGCCGUUCCACCUCCGGGCUUUGAGGACUACUUCGGAGCUCCCCCCUACUACCGCUUCAUCGAGCCCGAUAGGGAUGUCGAGAAGUCCCACAGCGACGAUGUGCUCAUGCGCAUUCGUGACUUCCCUGACUGCGAGACCCCCGAAGACACGAUGAGAGAGCUCAUGAGAGAGGGCAUCGCAACCACCCACCGCAGUACCGACAGAGCCAUUAAGUUCCUGGCCGACAUUGUUGCGAAGCGCGGCCCCUUUGACGGCAUCAUCGGCUACUCCGAGGGCGCCACCGUGGCAUCCACCUUUAUGCUUUACGAGCAGCGCCGCCUCAAGCGCUCCGGCAUCAAGCCGGCGUUCAAGUACGGCAUCUUCUUUGCUGGCUGGCCUCCGGUCGACCCCAAGACUCACGCCCUGGUCCUCUCCGACGAGAGCGAGGAGCGCAUCGAGGCCCGCACCUUGCACAUCAUCGGAUCCUUGGAUCCUUAUGUUGAUGGCUCUAUGGCUCUUUACAACAUGUGCGAUCCUGACACCGCGUACCUUUUCGACCAUGCUAAGGGCCAUACCCUACCCCGUGACAAGGAUACCAUCAAGGAGCUUGGCGACAUCAUCCGCGAGACCCAGGCUGACAUGCAAGAAGAGGGUCUGCUGUCGUAAGGAUGGAGUGUGGGGAAAGGGUGAUCCCAGCCGAGGGAAUGUCCCCGGAU